AUAGUCUAAUUUUAACAGCCGGUACGAAACAAACCGUGCGUGUGUCUUUCUUUUUUUUUAUUUAAAAAUAAAGUGCAUUUUUUUACUUCUAAAAUAAUUUUAUCAUCAAAAUUCAUCUAUACAUAUAAAUGAUGCCUUUCAGUAAAGAGAAAAAUCGUCGCAUUUAUAUAACGGCAUUAGUAAUAUCAUUCUUAUUGAUUGUCGGUUCAAUUUAUUUGCAUUUGAGACAAAAAACUCAUUUGGGCCGCAUGAGUUUUAAUUUAGAUCGUGAUCGUGUUAAACCAACCAGUGGCGUUGAAACGACAACGUGGAACAAUGAUUAUGAUUCGAAAUACGUAAAAAUAACUGACGAAAUGUUAGACUCCCAGGAAGAUGAUACUGAUGUUGACAAUGACAUACUGGAAGCAUCAUCCCCCGAAGACGAUGAUGAUGAUCAAAAUAAAUUUGAUAGUGAAAAUAUUAACGAAGAUCUUGAUGAUGAUAUAGAUGAAAAUUCCAGUGAUGAUGAAGAUACAAUGCAUAUGAAAUCUAAAGAAAUUUGGUCACAUGAUUAUAAUGAUAAAGAAAUAAAUAAAUACGGUGAAUAUUCAGAAGAGGAUAAUAUGGAUGAUAUCGAAGAAAAUUCCGAGCCUAAAAAAAUAUCUAUGCCACCUAACUCCAGUAUGUGUUUCAGAUGCCUUUGUAUGACGGUGGACGAAUGUCAACCAACUUUUUGCGAUUCAGGUAGACCAUGUGGCAUAUUUAGAAUAUCAAAAUCAUAUUGGGUGGAUGGUGGUAAACCAACUAUAGCUGGGGGCAGUACCAGUAACGAAGAUCAAGAUUAUUUGACCUGUAUUAAUGAUGCCAUGUGUUCCUCGGCUGUAAUACGUGAGUAUUAUAACCGCCAUAAACAAGAUUGUAAUAAAGAUGGCGUUUUCGAUUGUAAGGAUCAAAUUGCUUUGCAUCUGCUGGGACCAUCAGGUUGUCUUACACAAAAUCUUAGCGCAAUUCAAGAUGAACGCAUGAAACAUUGUUUUAUUGAAAGUAAUUUGGAUUAUCAAUCCUAUUCGUGGGAAGAUGAAUAUUAAAUUUAUUUAUAAGGCGACCUAUUAUUCCUAAACAAUUAAUUUAAAAAAUAUAGUUUUAAUGGUUUUAGUUUAAUGGUCUCAUUGUUUGAUUUUAUAAGUUUAAGUGUCUUUUUGCCUAUUAAUUUUUUUAUAUAAAUAUAAUUUUUGGAAUUAUAUUUAAAAUUUA
Lucilia cuprina (Australian sheep blowfly) is the source of this 1233-nucleotide messenger RNA. RefSeq lists its product as uncharacterized. Lineage: Eukaryota; Metazoa; Arthropoda; Insecta; Diptera; Calliphoridae. The coding region runs from base 129 to 1067 and encodes 312 amino acids. The record is from RefSeq and is a predicted model, not a curated record. The transcript has 3 exons. Gene Ontology annotation, molecular function: lysozyme activity.